Molecule: messenger RNA, 1289 nt
Organism: Amoebophrya sp. A25
Lineage: Eukaryota; Dinophyceae; Syndiniales; Amoebophryaceae
Source: the annotation of a GenBank genome assembly
AUGAACAUCAUUCCUGAUUGUAUUUUGACCAACGCUUGCGAAUGGCGCGAAGUACGGCGGGCAAAAUUGGGCGUCCGGUUUGAUGAAGAUGUUGAUAAGAGGAUACGCGUUAGAGUUCUCGAUGAUGAGGCUCGCAUAUGGGAGACCUAUCUUGAUCGCUUAGGAGGUGGACAGACAGGAGGAAGCAGCUCAUCUUCUAGUUCGGCGCCCUCUGAUGAAUCAAUUGUUGCCUCUGCUCCUGCUGGUGUUCCCAGUAUAACGAAAACUACAGUAGACGAAGAGCAACAAGAAGAUGAAGGGAAAGCUGCUUUAUCAGGUGUAAUAUCUACAGAAGGAACUACUGCACCAGCACCUGCUGUCAACGAUAGGGAAGUCAAGCCAGUAUCCGCGGGUGCGGAGCAGUACUACAGUUCAACAGCAACAAACAUCAAUAGGGACGUCAUCAAGCCAGAAGUAUCUGCGGAUGCGGGGUAUCACCACACGCAAAUUUGUGCGGCUAUCUUGGGCAAGAGCGUAGACGCACGUGCCAUAUGGCGCUUUCCUCGAAGCAAUUUCGAAAUGAAACCAUCUCGAGGACCAAACAAGGAUCAACAAGAAAAGCAAGAGGUUGUUGCUGGUGUCAGAGUCUUACUGCAUGGAAAGACAUGGAUUACGAGUGAACCAUGCUUGAUCUUGAAUCCAGUUCCAGAUCCAGUAUCAGUACCAAUUGAGGUAACAGGAGAAGCACAAAAAACAGACGAAGAUGUUGCUCCUUCAUCUUCUGCUAUCAAGGCACCGACGAGUGUUAACAAGAAGCAUGUAGCUUUGUUGGCUUUUCUGUGUGAAGUGGAGAAGACCACUGCGGCAAAGCGGAGACGGUUGGAGGAGGCAAAAGUCAAACUAGAAAGCGCGACGAGUCGCGAAGCGGAUGAGAAGGAGCGCGAAGCACAGAUUGGACAGGCUUUUCUGCAGGAAAAAGAGAAGAUGAUCACGCGAGCCAUCGCAUUGAUAAACGAAGAAAAGGCAAAAAAUCGCAAUCUACGAUGAGAAGUCUGAGUAGAGGGGGGCAUUAUUUGGCAAGUGCAAGUACUCAUCCAAAUCCAAAUGUUUCCACCUUCCCCUAGAAAAAUGGAGAAGAGGCCGGAAGUUGAACUACUUGUUUGGAGGCCCUAAUCCCCACUCUCUACUAGAGAGAUCACUUGUAAACCCAUUAUAUAAAUCGUGAAACGCUGCAACGGCAUUUUACUCGUACAACGUUUAAAAGAACGAAAUGGAGGUUGACACAUUCAAAUGAGAAUUAGGAUCCACCG